Durotheca rogersii is the source of this 2100-nucleotide messenger RNA. RefSeq names its product vacuolar sorting protein 1. Gene Ontology annotation, cellular component: peroxisome; membrane; microtubule. Lineage: Eukaryota; Fungi; Ascomycota; Sordariomycetes; Xylariales; Xylariaceae. The record is from RefSeq and is a predicted model, not a curated record. Bases 1 to 2100 code for a protein of 699 amino acids. Gene Ontology annotation, molecular function: microtubule binding; GTPase activity; GTP binding. Gene Ontology annotation, biological process: peroxisome organization. The transcript is spliced from 5 exons.
AUGGCCGAUACGCUCAACGUCCCGGGGGGCAUCUCGGACCCUGCUCUCAUCAAACUCGUCAACAAGCUCCAAGAUGUGUUCGCGACGGUCGGUGUCAACAAUCCCAUCGACCUGCCGCAAAUAGUCGUCGUCGGAAGUCAGUCGAGCGGUAAGAGUUCCGUGCUGGAGAAUAUUGUCGGCCGAGACUUCCUGCCUCGGGGGUCCGGUAUCGUAACUCGACGGCCUCUCGUCCUACAACUCAUCAACCGACCUGCGACGCCUCAGACGAACGGGGUGAAGGAUGAGAUCUCCGGCUCCACGGAUAAGGCUGCCAACGCGGACGAGUGGGGCGAAUUUUUGCAUAUACCUGGGCAGAAGUUCUACGACUUCAACCGAAUUCGGGAAGAGAUCAGCCGGGAGACGGAGGCCAAGGUCGGCCGCAAUUCUGGCAUCUCGGCUUCGCCUAUCAACCUCAGGGUCUAUUCCCCCAACGUCCUGACACUAACGUUAGUUGACUUGCCCGGGCUGACGAAGGUGCCGGUCGGAGACCAACCCCGAGAUAUCGAGCGGCAAAUCAAAGAUAUGGUGCUCAAAUAUAUUCAGAAAUCAAAUGCCAUCAUCCUCGCCGUCACCUCUGCUAACAUCGAUCUGGCCAACUCGGACGGCCUUAAGCUCGCCCGAGAGGUAGACCCAGAAGGUCAGAGGACUAUCGGUGUUUUGACCAAGGUGGACCUGAUGGACGAGGGUACCGACGUUGUCGAUAUUCUUGCUGGUCGCAUCAUCCCUUUGCGACUUGGAUACGUCCCCGUUGUCAACAGAGGACAGCGCGACAUCGACAACAAGAAACCCAUUUCGGCGUCUCUCGAGGCCGAAAAGAACUUCUUCGAAAAUCACAAUGCCUACCGAAACAAGAGCACCUACUGCGGUACUCCGUACUUGGCACGGAAGCUAAAUCUAAUUUUGAUGAUGCACAUCAAGCAGACGCUACCAGAUAUCAAGGCGAGGAUUGCCAGCUCCUUGCAAAAGUACAGCGCCGAGCUCGAGAGUCUGGGGCCCUCGAUGCUGGGCAAUAGCGCCAACAUUGUUCUGAACAUCAUCACCGAGUUCACAAACGAGUGGCGAACCGUCCUAGAAGGUAACAAUGGCGAGCUAUCCAGCACCGAGCUGUCCGGAGGUGCCAGGAUCAGCUUUGUAUUCCACGAGCUCUACUCGAACGGCGUGAAGGCGGUUGACCCCUUCGAUGUUGUCAAGGACGUCGAUAUCAGAACCAUACUUUACAACUCAUCCGGCUCCUCGCCAGCACUUUUCGUUGGGACGACCGCUUUCGAAGUCAUCGUCAAGCAACAGAUCAAGCGACUUGAGGAGCCUAGUCUCAAGUGCGUGUCGCUCGUUUACGACGAGCUGGUGCGUAUCUUGACGCAGCUCCUUGCUAGGCAGCUAUAUAGGAGAUACCCACAGCUCAAGGAGAAAUUCCACGGUGUAGUUAUCAGCUUCUUUAAGAAGGCCAUGGAGCCCACAAACAAGCUGGUCAGGGAUCUCGUCUCCAUGGAGGCUUGCUAUAUCAACACGGCUCACCCCGAUUUCCUCAACGGACAUCGAGCGAUGGCGAUAGUGAACGAACGUUACAACGGAGCGAAGCCCGUGCAAGUCGACCCCAAGACCGGAAAGCCUCUGGCAGCAUCGGCCACACCGGCUCGCGCGACUAGCCCUUCGCUCGACGGUAACCUGGACAACAACAGCGGGUUCUUCGGAAGUUUCUUUGCUGCCAAGAACAAGAAGAAGGCUGCUGCUAUGGAAGCUCCUCCCCCGACCCUUAAGGCUUCCGGGACGCUCUCCGAGAGAGAGAAUAUCGAGGUCGAAGUUAUUAAACUGUUAAUUGCUUCGUACUUCAACAUCGUAAAGAGGACGAUGAUCGACAUGGUACCGAAAGCUAUCAUGCUAAACCUCGUCCAGUUCACGAAGGACGAGAUGCAGCGAGAGCUGUUGGAGAACAUGUACCGCAACGAAACUCUGGACGAUCUGCUGAAGGAGAGCGACUACACCAUCCGCCGGCGGAAGGAAUGCCAUCAGAUGGUGGAGUCACUGGGUAAGGCCAGCGAGAUUGUCAGCCAGGUUCAGUAA